UGCCCAAUAAAAACAAAAGUCUUUGGUCAACUCAAACAUGGUGACGUCGUUGGCUUGGUCGUCGACUGGCGCCUUCUACGAAAGUAAGGAAGACACUUGUGAAGGGGAGGUCUCUACGGCUCUGGGCAGAGCAGAAGACAGGUCGUGUAGAAUGAUCCGGACGAAUGUUGCUGUCGUCUUAUAAGCAAACUAGUGAAUGUCUGACUGGUUAAGACUUAAGACACAAUAGUUCCAGCCAGCAAGUGUGGGAAGCAGAGUAAAAUCACUGCAGUUAACCAAGUAAUGCAGACGUAAUGGCGAGUAAUUCCACUAUUAUUCGCGGAGGACAUCCUGGAUGUACCCAAGAAUGUCUGAAGAGGAUGACGGUAAGCCAUGUGCGUGCCCAUCUGUUCCUUAUCAUGCAUUACCUGAGGGAAUGUACUUGUCUGCCAAAAAUGGAAAAAUUAUGGAGGUGAGGCAGUACUUACAAAAUGGAAGCGACAUCAAUGCCACAGAUGAGGAUGGUUAUACCCUGCUUUCAAGUGCAUGUGUUGGAGGACAAGUGGCGCUGGUGCGGUACUUGCAUAAACAGCCGUAUCUUCAUCGGAACACCAAAACUUGGGCCGGUGACACUCCCCUAAUGUAUGCUGCGAUGCUGGGGCAUUUUGAUGUGGUGAAGGAACUGAUAACGAGGCCUCAUCCAUGCCGCUUAGAUUUGGACGCAGUGAAUAAUUACAACGAUACUGCAAUAUCCUUGGCUGCCUCUAAUGAUCAUUCUGACGUGGUGGAAUACCUUCAGAGUGUAGAACUACCACAGUUACUAGCACUUGGAGACUUCAAAAUGGAAAAAUCACCCACAAAAGUUCAAAGCUGUCUUGAGAUAAAGUUUGAGUGUCAGGUUUGCCUCGAAGACUAUGACAAUAUUGAGCGACGCCCGCGUUCUCUGAGCUGUGGUCAUUCCCUUUGCACAAACUGUGUAGCUGAAACACUUAUGAGAGGCAAGCUGAAUUGCCCAUAUUGCCGUGCCAGACAUGUACCAGAUGUCCAAAUGGCAUCACAAGUUCCAGUCAACUAUACUGUUGAUAAUGUGAUCCAGGAACAGAAUUCAUAGCAUUGCUACCCGGCCCUGAUGUGGAUCAUUGACCUGUGCCCUGGUGGGCUAAUCCUGUAAAAAGAAUAAAAAAGAAAGAAAAAAUGCUGGGACCAUUUGUUAAUAUAGUUUAAGACACUGCAGUGAUAUCAUUCAGAAUCUUAGGUUUCAUCAUUAAUUUGACAAGCUUAGGUUAUUUUUUGUAAGGUUGUCUUGUUGAUAUUUUAUUCAUAUAGUGUUAUGUAAAAUUGACCCCCCAAAAAUCACAUGUAAAUUAACAGUUAGAUCAUCUGGUAAAAAAACAAGAGAAAAUUUGGAAUGUUGGUGUUUGAGUCAGGUAAAUAGUGUACUUAUUCAAUGUUUAUCAGUAGCAUAAAAGAAAGAGAUGUGGAAUAAGAACUACCAAAAGCAUUUGAUGUUAGUGCUAUGAAUAAUAUACUGGUAAAUAUAUAGAAAGUCUGAGUUUAUUCGUAAUCGUUGGGAUGACCGUUUCUGACGAGAAAAAUAUUUAGCUAAAUUAAUAAAGAUACAUACAUUCAUUAUUUCAAGCAUGAGCACGUAGGAAGCUCAUCAGAAGUAUUAUACAUGAAUUAACUGUUAAACUCUGGUAGCAAAUUCACACUUUUGGAAGAUGCAUUUAAUAUAUACUUAUAAAACCCACAAUAAGGCCUACUAAGACAAAUUACAAAUCAGUAAUACUACAUUAUGCAAAAACAACAUUUUUAAAGAUCAGAAUCACAUUGAAAUAUUACACGACCGUUAGCAGAGGCGGGAAAAAUAUGAAGUUGUUCGCAGUCAUAUUUCCUGUCUCUGCUGGUGGUCCUACCUGAAACGUGACCAAUGUCUACUAGAGCUAACUGUUAUUUCUUGGUUUCACAACAGAUGACAUUCUCACCAUUAGCUCCUUUCUUCCCGUACAUGGAUAAAAGAAUUUGUUCUUCCCAUCGUUCAUUUCUUUUCAUCAGUAGUCAGAUACAGGGUUCAUUGUGUCAGAGUAUAUCAUCAUCACCUUUCUCUUGGUGCUGGAUUCUUUUCACUGGGGUCACAGCAGCCAGUUCUUAAAUCUAUUUUGUGUCAGAUUUCUUAUUGAUUCUUGUUUUAUGUUUGGGGCUGUUUUGAUUGCAGGCCUUUAAGAAUAAGAUACAUUUUAUUAUUCAGAGGAGGGUUUUUUUCUUCCUUGGGCAAUUAAUGAUUAGUGCCACCAGAUGUUACCUUUCAUUAGUGUUUUGCAGUCAUAGAUAGAGAGUUCAGUCAACUCGGUGAUUGAACCUGAUUGGCUGAGCAGGUCUCGUGACACAUGGGCGCCAUGUUUUUACUCAGCCGAUGAAGAAGUUUGCAUUCGUACUGUAGGGGAUGAUGAUGUUUAUUCUGUAAAAUUUUCAUGCAGGUUUACAAUUGGAUAAGCAUGUUUAUAAACUGUGCAGUUAUGCAGUUCAGCAUGAAUAUAGUCAAUGUAGGUACAGUACUUUACAGGUAUAUGGUGUACGUAGGCUGUGUGUGCAACAGUUGUAAACAGUAAGGCAACUUGACCAAGGGUAGCCGACAAAGCUGCCAGGUGCUUAUUUCCAGGAAGGUUGCUGCUUUAUCACACUACUUUGCACAGUGUAUACCCCCUGUAUUUGAUUUGAUUUUACUUUACCAUUAACUUUGAGUCUUUCAUUACCACUUAUAACUUCUCUCAAUGAGAAUUCUAAAUACUGUAUAGAUUGUACAGUGUGGGAGAUAGAACAUAGCCUUGUCUUACUCCCUGUCUGUUACUAAUAAAAAGUCUUUAAAAUUC
Molecule: messenger RNA, 2849 nt
Organism: Homarus americanus (American lobster)
Lineage: Eukaryota; Metazoa; Arthropoda; Malacostraca; Decapoda; Nephropidae
Product: protein VAPYRIN-like
Exons: 10
Coding region: 335-1090 (251 amino acids)
Molecular function (GO): protein binding
Source: RefSeq, a predicted model, not a curated record